AUCAAAUAUGGUUAAUUUUUGCACUGUCUGCUCUGAACAGCUGCUCGACAUCACAAACUCUUCCAUCGGCUGCCAUAACUCAUAUGCCCUACCCAGGCGAUUGUAAUCGCUACUACGAGACGCGAACUCUCAGCUGUCCUGCUAAUUCCUACUGGAGUGAGCAAUUGCAGCGAUGCGAAACUAUGGAAUUGACUAAGUGUCCAAUAUCUGCUCGCACCUCCAAUCCACAGGAAAAUCAUCAUGAUGAUAGCCUCGCUGCGUUAUGCGCUGCUCAAAAGGGUGUUUUUAUACCCUACCCCGGUGAUUGCACUCGCUUCAUUCAGUGUGACUAUCUGCCCUUCGUGAAGACUUGUCCUCAGCACUUGUUUUGGAAUUCCAGGCUGCUCACUUGCGAUAAAAUAUGUGUGUAGUUUUUUCUAUUCACAAUCCCGAGAUAAAUAUCGGUAUACAAAGAAUAUAAAACCAAU
Drosophila virilis is the source of this 467-nucleotide messenger RNA. The record is from RefSeq and is a predicted model, not a curated record. NCBI's taxonomy places the organism in Eukaryota, Metazoa, Arthropoda, Insecta, Diptera, Drosophilidae.